AUGGAAAAUGCAGUUGAUGUCUGCAAGAUGGAAUUCCUGAGAAAUAUGAAUUGCUUACGAGGUGAUCAGCCUGAAGGGCUACACGUCGUGGGCCAUCGGUCUCACUGUGGCAGCCCUCGGGCGCGCUGUCAUCCGCAACACCGAGGAGAUCAACGCCCCCUCCGUCUUCGCAAAGAAUACCUUACAAAAUAUUAUAAUCAAAAAAUAUUAUUUUCCUGCUCAUUUAAUGAAAACAAAAUGUUAUACACCAAUUAUAUGAUAAACAAAUGUUAUAUAAUUUGUAAUAUUCAAUCAAAAUCAAAAUGUGUGCUACAUACAGAGGAAUUUUGUAAAGAAAGUAACUUCAUUUGGUCAUGUUCAAAUUCUUUGCAUUCAGAAGUCUUUGGGCGGGAGUUCACGAGGGAAGAUCUAGAUUCGCUCUUUCAGCUGGCCAACAGCGCAGUGGCCAAGUCGCUAACUGAACCUCAGUCUGCGUUUCGUACUGCAGGUGACGGGUCGUGGUCGGGGAGGGGCGAUUCUGGAACAUUGUUUUGUGGACAAGUGCGUCGUGUUCUCGAAAUGUCUGAAAGAUUGCGAAGAUAAGUAAAAUGAAUUUCAAGAACUUCAGAGGAAUUUAUACUGCUUCUGAAUUACUACUGCAUUGUUGGGAAUAUUCGUCAGCAAAUGUCACCCGGCGGCUACAAACCAGCACGAUGUGCCGCAGAUUACGCCGUGAGCGCCAACUCGCGGCUGAUCGUCGUGACCGUCGGCGCCCGUAGGAAGCCGGGAGAGUCUAGACUGGCUUUGGUGCAGAAGAAUGCCGACAUGUUCAAGAAGAUAAUUCCCGAUCUGGUGAAGCACAGUCCCGAUUGCAUAUUGCUGAUCGUCACCAACCCAG
Molecule: messenger RNA, 877 nt
Organism: Gryllus bimaculatus (two-spotted cricket)
Lineage: Eukaryota; Metazoa; Arthropoda; Insecta; Orthoptera; Gryllidae
Source: the annotation of a GenBank genome assembly